Taeniopygia guttata (zebra finch) is the source of this 932-nucleotide messenger RNA. Lineage: Eukaryota; Metazoa; Chordata; Aves; Passeriformes; Estrildidae. The record is from RefSeq and is a predicted model, not a curated record.
UGCAGCUUCUCAACCAUCCCAGCCCGGCCCCGCCGCUCCCGACGCGCGGAGCCCCGAGCGCCGCCCCACCGGCACCGCGCUCGCCUCCGCUCCGUUCCCUGCCCGGAGUCGGCGAGAGCCCGAGCAGCGGCGGCGCAGGGCUCCGGGCCGGGGCGGAGCUGGCGGCGUUGGGAGGAGGCGGCACGGCCGCAGCAGAGCCGGGGCUGAGGGGCACAGCGAGGCUCGGCCGGCGGAGCGGCGGCAUGCGGCGGUGUCGGGGCGCGGGGCUGGCGGCGCUGGCCGCGGUGCUGCUGCUCGUGGCUGCGGUCAGAGCCCAAGUGCAGCAGGAUCCAUUCCUGGAGACCACCGAGGGCACCAGCAUCACCAUCAAGUGCUCACACCCCAAUAUCCGGACCGGCGAUUUUGUCUACUUCUUGCGUCAGCGGCCGGGUCAAGCGCCCGAACUCCUGGGGGUCAGUGCUAAAGGCUCCAAAGAGCUGCCAGCCAUUGACGGCCGCCUGUGGGUGUCGGCAGACCGGCGCUGGAGCGCGCUGCGGCUCGGUGGGCCCCGGCGCGGGGACGCGGCCGUGUAUUACUGCGCGCUGGGCCCACGGGCAGAGGAGCCGGGGCUGCGGCCGGGCACGAACCGCCGCGGGCGGGGCCGGGCGGGGCCAGCAGGGGGCGCUGCCGCUCCGCCCGCCGGGGCCGCCUCGCCCCGCUCGGCCCGGGACCCCGGGGCGCUGCCGGCACCGGCACCGGCAAUGGGACCGGCACCGGCAAUGGGACCGGCACCGGCUGGGACCGGCACUGGCACCGGCACCGACACCGGCAAUGGGACCGGCAAUGGGACCGGCACCGGCACCGGCAGUGGGACCGGCACUGGCACCGGCACCGGCAAUGGGACCGGCACCGGCAUAGACACCAGUAUUGACAUUGACACCAGUAACCAUUGA